Molecule: messenger RNA, 816 nt
Organism: Procambarus clarkii (red swamp crayfish)
Lineage: Eukaryota; Metazoa; Arthropoda; Malacostraca; Decapoda; Cambaridae
Source: RefSeq, a predicted model, not a curated record
AUGGUCGACAUAAACGACAAACAUAAGAAUAUUAGGAACCUAAAUCACGACUCCUUUAAGACAUUCUACUUAACGUACGUCAGACCAAUACUGGAAUGUGCAGCACCGGUGUGGGAUCCACGCCCUGUCAAACAAACUUGGCAUAAUACUGACCAAUCUCCAACAAUCUCCCCCAAGAAUACUGGCCAAUCUCCAACAAUCUCCCCCAAGAAUACGGAACAAUCUCCAACAAUCUCCCCCAAGAAUACUGACCAAUCUCCAACAAUCUCCCCCAAGAAUACUGACCAAUCUCCAACAAUCUCCACCAAGAAUACUGACCAAUCUCCAACAAUCUCCCCCAAGAAUACUGACCAAUCUCCAACAAUCUCCACCAAGAAUACUGACCAAUCUCCAACAAUCUCCACCAACAAUACUGACCAAUCUCCAACAAUCCCCUCCAACAAUACUGACCAAUCUCCAACAAUCUCCCCCAAGAAUACUGACCAAUCUCCAACAAUCUCCCCCAAGAAUACUGACCAAUCUCCAACAAUCUCCACCAACAAUACUGACCAAUCUCCAACAAUCUCCACCAACAAUACUGACCAAUCUCCAACAAUCUCCACCAAGAAUACUGACCAAUCUCCAACAAUCUCCACCAACAAUACUGACCAAUCUCUAACAAUCUCCACCAACAAUACUGACCAAUCUCUAACAAUCUCCCCCAAGAAUACUGACCAAUCUCCAACAAUCUCCACCAAGAAUACUGACCAAUCUCCAACAAUCUCCACCAACAAUACUGACCAAUCUCCAACAAUCUCCACCAACAAUACUGACUAA